GAGAACGUAGAUUUGAAGCAAUGCCGCAAUGUCAACGAAUUAUCAGCAGAGCAUGCCGCUGCUGGAGACAUCAUGAAACUGCCCUUCUCAAAUGACGCUGCCGUUUUGGACUGUCUCCGCAAUCGCUACCAAGGACGGGACAUCUACUCAUUCGUGAAGCCGAUGGUAGUAAUUCUGAAUCCGUACCAGGAUCUGAAGAACACGGGCGCGGAGUUCAUUCGGAAAUACCGCUUUUUGUCAUCCCCAACGGCACCAGAUCCGGAGGUGCCGCCACACGUUUUUUCGCUAUGCCGCACAGCGUGGCAAGCACAACGCGAACAAGCGUGCAACAUCAGUUUUGUGAUCUCAGGCGAGUCAGGAGCAGGAAAAACAGAAACGACGAAGCACAUCAUGAAGUACUUUGCAACAGAGACGACUUUUGAGACGGGUAAUGGCGCUGAUGUCGAAGAACAAGAGGAGGAAGAACAAGAGGAGGAUGAGGAUGAACCUCCUGUCGAAAGACCUCCAGAGAAGGAUGAAGAACAAGAUAAUAGUGCAACUGUAGUACCUGUCGUCUUAGAAGGAGGUUCUGCAGUACAACCAGAAGUACAACCAGGUCGUGGAGGAAGUAAAGCUGCUCCUCGAGGUAGCCGUUUGUCGUUUAUUGCGCCACAAGACCUCAUGAGAGACGACGUGGAAGUAGCGGAAGAGGACUGCUCGGAAGACGACUGCUCUCCGGUUACAUCAUCCGCUACUGCCGGAGAGGCGGCCUCUACAAAGAAGCGGCCUGUACGAAAACGAGGAAACCUAGCCGGCGACAUCAUCACAGCUGCGGCUGGAGGCAAACCAACAAGAGCAGCACGAGGGAAGAAAGCUGUCAAUUUGCGUUUCAGGCCUUUCGAUGAAGAAGCGGGAAUUGAUGAUGAAAAUGAAGAGAAUGGUGCCAAUAGUAAAGGUCGUGAAGUUGAUGUUCCUGCACCAGAUUCCGGCAAACGAGACGAGCCGCCCCCACAAGAUGCUGGAAGUACGGAGGAUACAAGUGCAGGUAGCACCAAGACCAAACCCUCGGCCGAAGACGAAGCCAAGAUUAAGGCUCAGCUUUCAAUGGUCAUUGGGGUUGGUCACUGAGAUCGAAGAGGCGACCCCUUGAGACAACAGGGGAAAACGAAGGGAAAGAAGGGGGUCUCUUCCGUUCAGCAUCAGUCACCAUUGAGUGCUGAGCUUUAACAAGAAGAUGAAUAAAGCGCGCGCGCAACAAACAUCUUGCUCAGUGGUGCAGGAUGCUAUCAUGAGGGCUAAUCCUCUAUUAGAAGCAUUUGGAAACGCAAAGACGGAGAGGAAUGACAACAGUUCGAGAUUUGGAAGGUAGAAAUCUUAAUCUUUUUCUUUGUCUGAAUUAGAAUUUCCUCUAUCAUAAUCAUGUAUCUAUGGAGAUUGAAGGCAUCUACUAUUCGUGUCUUUUAGAUGAAUGUACAGCUGGUUCUUACUAGAGACACGAAAUAACUGCUUCUGUACCCCGAUUUUCACUUGUACCGAGCCAUCUUCAUGCAGGUUCGUCGAACUCUACAUCGGGCAAGAGCAAGGCGGCAUCCGUGCUGGCUUUGUGCAGUGCUAUCUCCUGGAAAAAUCUCGCGUAGUCUCUGCCAGUUCUUCCGAACGCUGUUAUCACAUUUUCUACCAACUUCUCGCUGGCUUGAGUCCUGAGGACAAGGCUUUGUGCCAAGUUUUGGAUGGCCCUGAGCAAUACGAUACCUUACGGAAAACGGCAAUCAAAGUGGCCAACGUAGACGACAGAGCAACGUUCCAGGAAGAAGUCGUGCCAGCUUUUUAUGCUAUCGGGUUUGAAGAAGAGGAGUUGCCUCUUUUGUGGCGUAUCAUUAGUGCAGUAAUGCGGUCGGGUAAUGUCCGGUUCGAAGAUGGAAAGGAUGACGGCGAAACUCCGCCAAUAUGCAAAAAUGAAGCGGAUUUGGACGCCAUUUGUGCGCUGUUGGGGAUUGAUCGGGUAGUACAACCUACUAUAGUAAUAGUAUACUCUAAAAACGUUGCAGCUUCACAACUUCUUCAAUCUAAGUACUGUUGUCGACAAGUUGUACGUAGUGUUCUAGUGCUAGUAGUGUCACUUAAAUUACCAUUCUACCACCAUCUCCACACACAGUCUCUGGCUGGAAAAGCGAUUUCCUUGAAGAUGCGAAAGAUGCCGACUGGCUCGGUAACCUACACCCCUCGCAGUGGCGAGAGCGCGCGAGACAUGAUGCUCUCCGUUGCGCGCAGUGUCUUCGAACAGCUGUUCAUAUUUCUUUAUGCAUUCAUAGGUGGUGAGGCAUGUGUAGUUUCACGACUAGAUGCAUGUACUUAGCUUGAACUUGAUCACUAGCUGCUGCAAGUGUUUCACGACUAGAUGCAUGUAGCUUGAAGAACGUCUACUCCUACCUUGUCACUAAGCAUCUCCUUCUCCUUCACCCAAUCCCUUGUCUAAGCCCAAGUGAAAAAACUCAAUGAGAAGAUCAAGCCUGAUGCGGCCACAGUCGAAUCCCAGCAAUGGGUUGGGUUAUUGGACAUUUUCGGUUUUGAGUAUUUCGAGGAAAACUCAUUGGAGCAAUUCUUCAUCAAUUUUGCGAACGAGCGACUGCAGCAGUUUUUCCUACAAGUGGUUUUUGAAUCCGAGAUGGCGCUUUUGAAAGGGUUAUGAUCCGAUUGAGUUGUAGUACAGUUCCCCUUGUUCCGAAGUAGUUCUCCACAUGAAGAUUACUCACAAUUUCUGGGCUUGGUCGUUGUAGCUUCCCUCGUCCUGCCCCUUCUUACUUCCUACUUUCUUCCUUCGUUCUUCCUUCUUACUUCUUGCUUCCUUCUACUUACUUCUUUCUCUCUCCGCCCAAUCUUUCCUUUGUUCAUUUCCCGAGGGUCUCGACGUCCGCGACAUGACCUACAGCGACAACCAAGACGUCUUGACGCUGAUUGACAAUGGGAAGCCUCCUGGAAUCCUGCAGUUUCUAGAAGAGCAGUGUCUGCUCUCUAAAGGCACGGAUGAGGGCUUCACUAACCGCGUUAACAAAACCUUCGGAGAUCACGCGAGACUGAUAAAGCCUAAAUUCGAGUCCAAAGAGCGUGAAUGUUUCCUCAUCGUCCACGGCUCAGCAGUGGUCACGUAUUCAACCAAGGGGUUCCGAUCAAAGAACAUGGAUCGACUUGACGGCAGUUUAGUGGCACUAUUGAAGAGCAGUGAGAACAAGCUGGUAGUCAAAGUAUUCGACGAUGUACAAGGAGGAGGAGAAGCGAGCUCGAAGAUGAAGGGAAGCUUGAUUGGAUCGCAAUUUUCUAGGUCCAUGGAGGAUUUGAUGAACAAGUUGAAGCAAGCCCGUGGACAUUUUGUUCGAUGCAUUAAGCCGAAUAGUAUGGCGGGCAUGAUGAAACUUCUAAGUAUAGAUGCGUGGAGGUGGUGGUUGUGAGAUUCCGUAGCAAGGUACUCAAACUUAACAAAAGAAGUUCUAACGAGAAUGAGAAAGUACGAAUCAGGCUUAUUGAGUUAGAUCAUUUUUACAGAUGCGACUUAGUAUACGCCCUAUAGAUAGUCGUUGAGAAUCCCUCUAACCCCCGACUGAAGAAACCCGGUCUCUUCGAGGCGAAAAUGGUCUUGCAGCAACUCCAGAGCCUGUCAAUUUUAGAAGCCGUCGAGUUGCGCCGCAAAGGCUAUGCCUAUCGAACGACUUUUCGGGAUUUCGUUUCCGAAAAAGAGUAUUUUCCAUUACUUUUGCUAUCAUCAAGC
Molecule: messenger RNA, 3742 nt
Organism: Amoebophrya sp. A25
Lineage: Eukaryota; Dinophyceae; Syndiniales; Amoebophryaceae
Source: the annotation of a GenBank genome assembly